This is a messenger RNA of Lathyrus sativus (Indian pea), 279 nucleotides long. The record is from the annotation of a GenBank genome assembly. Lineage: Eukaryota; Viridiplantae; Streptophyta; Magnoliopsida; Fabales; Fabaceae.
AUGUCAAACAAAUUUGUUGCAUUAUUAUUGUUGGCAUGUAUUGUAACCGUUCAAAGUGAGACUAAGAUAGUGAGCCCAGAAGAAUGCUAUGAUUAUUGCUACCGUGCCAUGUUUAUGCCCAAACUCGUUGCCGAAAAUGCAUGUAAAUGGCGUUGUCGUAAUUUCAACAUGUACGAAUCUGUUAACCAGAGGGGAACAAUGAGGGGAAAGAUUCAAGACUUCUCCGAUCCAACUGCGUCUCCGGCCAAGUCUCCGGUCCCAAAACCGAAAGUUCAUUGA